AGUUCAGUGCGAGGGAAACUUGGGCCGUGUGUUUGAUGUCGGCCAGCAGUGAAUUUACACGAAUAGAUACAGUUGAGCUGAAACGAACUUUUGCUUGGUUCUUUUGUGCAAAAUAAUCCAGUGAUCUAUAGUGUGAUCUUUGCAUCUUGAGAGCAAUCAGUGAUCUUAAUUUUUUUUCACUACCAUUGAGUGAUUACUCUUGCCUAUGGAUGACUCUUGCAAUCAACCAGUAUUAGAAGGAUUCUCCAUUAAAUUGCUUCUGCAAGUCUUGUGAUCGUUAAUUUUUUUUUUUGCAAGUGAACAAUAAAAUACAAAAAGCAGAAAGUCUUAGAAACGGAAUAGAGAUAAACUGAGAGUGAUCAACGGAUAUAUUGGAUUAUAAACGUACAUUCAGCAAGAACUUUAUUGUUCGUGAAAUAAAAGGUGAAAGAAAAGAAAAGCCAUGGCAUCGGGCAGACGGAAAAUAUACCAAUUAGUUUUCCUCGGAAUAUCCUUGUACCUACUAAAUCCCAUACCGGGUGUGGAUGGUGUGAGAGUACAAACCAAACAACGGGUAAAAGACACACUAGACAAAUCGGAUCAGUCAACAGCUGCACAGACGUGGUGGGGCCACAAUGUUCCACCGACGGAUAACAAAUUCUUCUCCGCCACGCAUGGUCUGGUGCAGACCCACCCGUCCCUCAGUGGUGGUAUCCCCCGACCAGCGGGUACCCUCAGACCAUCCAGUCCCACAUUGGGCACCAAUCUACCUCCGGCGCCCAAUGUAAACCCCAAGUCGCCAUUCCGCCAUCUCGACUUCACAAAUAGCGCCACGGCGGAGCUGCGACGCAAUCCUAGUCUUUCGGCGCCUGAUGAGUGCGCCCGUGCAUGUCGAGAGGGUGAACCACCCAGAAUCUGCUACUAUCACUUCACAUUAGAAUACUACACUGUACUUGGGGCUGCGUGCCAAGUAUGUACACCAAAUGCCACCAAUACAGUGUGGAGCCAUUGCCAGUGCGUCUUGGCGGAUGGGGUCGAGCGUGGUGUAUUGACAUCCAACCGGAUGAUACCUGGGCCCAGUAUUCAAGUCUGUGAGAAUGACAAAGUCGUCGUUGAUGUGGAGAAUCAUAUGGAGGGCAUGGAGGUCACGAUUCACUGGCACGGCAUCUGGCAGAGGGGAUCACAGUACUACGAUGGUGUGCCAUUCGUUACCCAGUGCCCCAUUCAGCAGGGAAAUACCUUUAGGUAUCAAUGGACAGGAAAUGCAGGCACACAUUUCUGGCACGCCCACACUGGCCUGCAGAAAUUGGACGGUGUCUAUGGUAGUAUAAUUGUCCGGCAGCCACCAUCGCGAGAUCCCAAUUCGCACCUGUAUGAUUUUGAUCUCACGACCCACAUCAUGUUGAUCAGUGAUUGGUUGCACGAGGACGCAGCUGAGCGGUAUCCGGGACGAUUGGCCGUGAAUACGGGGCAGGAUCCCGAGUCCCUACUCAUAAACGGCAAAGGCCAAUUUCGUGACCCAAAUACCGGUUUCAUGACGAACACACCUUUGGAAAUUUUCACAAUUACACCUGGUCGCCGGUACAGAUUCCGCAUGAUUAAUGCUUUCGCGUCAGUGUGCCCAGCACAAGUUACAAUUGAAGGACACAGCCUAACUGUCAUUUCCACCGACGGGGAACCCGUUCAGCCCGUCCAGGUCAAUACGAUCAUAUCUUUCUCAGGUGAACGGUAUGAUUUUGUGAUAACAGCUGAUCAGCCUGUGGGAGCUUACUGGAUUCAGUUGCGCGGUCUUGGGGAGUGUGGCAUUAGGAGGGCGCAGCAGCUUGCCAUAUUGCGAUAUGCAAGAGGACCCUACCAGCCCGCCUCACCGGCGCCCACCUACGAUGUCGGCAUUCCGCAAGGAGUGGUAAUGAACCCACUAGAUGCACAAUGCAAUAGGAGACGUGACGACGCCAUAUGUGUGAGUCAACUGAAAAAUGCCCUCGAAAUUGAUCGUGGCAUUCUGCAAGAGAAGCCAGAUGUGAAGAUUUUCCUGCCUUUCCGCUUCUACCUCUAUCGCCCAGAGGAGCUUUUCCAACCGAACACCUACAAUAGGUUCUUAGUUGCACCAACCGGAGAUCAUGUUAUUUCGCUUAUUGAUGAAAUUUCCUACCUCUCCGCACCUGCACCACUUCUUUCGCAAUAUGACGACAUCAAUCCUGAGCAGUUCUGCAAUGGUGAUAAUAGACCAGCUGAUUGUGGUCCAAAUUGCAUGUGCACACACAAAAUUGAUAUUCCCCUUAAUGCUAUUGUGGAAGUCGUUCUCGUUGAUGAAGUUCAACAACCAAAUUUGAGCCAUCCAUUCCAUUUGCACGGCUAUGCGUUCAAUGUAAUUGGUAUUGGCCGAUCGCCCGAUACAAAUGUUAAGAAAAUCAAUUUGAAACAUGCAUUGGACCUUGAUCGGCGUGGUUUGCUCCAUCGUCAGUACAAUUUGCCACCAGCUAAGGAUACAAUUGCCGUACCAAACAAUGGCUACGUAGUACUAAGAUUUAGGGCUGACAAUCCAGGUUUCUGGUUAUUCCACUGUCAUUUCCUAUUCCAUAUUGUUAUUGGAAUGAAUCUUAUCCUGCAAGUCGGAACACAUGCCGACCUUCCACCUGUUCCACCAGGUUUCCCAACAUGUGGCGACCACACACCGCCAAUUCCUAUCAAUUAAAAUUCGCCUCUAAAUCCAUCAUUUUUACUGUUUGAAAAAUCUUUUUUUUUUUAAUUAAGUACCAUGCAUUUUCCCCCCAUCCAUUCUUUCGAUUGCAUUUUACAUUCAAACGCGUAUUUAAAGAAGCAUUCUUCUGAUAUACAUCAUACUCUCCCUGCUCCUUGCCCCUUUCCUCCCCCAUUCCUUCGAGCAAUCCUUCAUUAAAACCCAUUGAUAUGAACCUUUUUUUAAUUAUCAUUUAGAUGCGAGCAAAAAGGCAUUUUUUUUACCAUAGAUAUUUUUGUUAUUUAGAUAAAAAAGUAAUUUAUUGAGAAUUAUUAUUCUCACUUUCAUUUAUGAUUUAAAUCUCAUCGCAAUAAAUCGUUUUUUUUUUUCGUUUAAAUAUUUUAUGCACAAAAAAGUUCAUAUAUAAAUUUUCUCGCCAUAUGAUGUAUAUAUGUAUCUUAUUCAUUUUAGUAGCUAAUUUAACAUCAAUUUCAUUAUACAUUGGAUACAUAAUGUUUUAUACAUAUAAAAUGUAAAUUAAGAGUGUCUUCUUUUACACACAUUAUUUUGGUAUUUUCCAGUGAAAUGUUAUUUAUGGAUAAUGCAUUGUUGUAUAAAAAAAAAUCCUUUUCAUCACAAAUCAUUUUGGUGUUUAAUCGAGAAUUAGAAUAACUUCUUUGUAAAAAAAUAAAGGAAUUCUCGUGCAAAAAAUGUAAAUAAUUUGUGAGAAAGUGAUUUUCUUAGGCGAAACAGUAUUUUAUGUUUUUGUUUUAAAAAUUAGUUUAAAAAAAAGAACACUCAUCGACAUUUAAAAAAAAACGUUGAACAAAAUAUAAAAAUGUAAAUAAUUUUUACACACAAAAAAAUCAUUAGAAUAUUCUGUAAAUAAUUUUACACAAAUUUUUACAGAGAGAAAUCAUUUUAUUUUUGAAAAGAAAAAAAAACUUUAUGAACUUGCAACGACAAACAACAUAACAAAAAAUGAUAAAUCAACAGACAUUGAACAUAAAAUCAAUCUAGUCUGAAAAAAGUAAAACAGCAAAAAACACAUUUUUAAUUUUAAAAUAAUUUUAUUGCAAUUUAAUAAUAACAAAUUUGAAAUGAUUUUGUUGUUCAAAGUAGAUUUAUAUGUAAAAAAAAAACAAAGAUGAAUUUCUUGCAAUUACUUGCCAAUUUAAUAGUAAAAAUUUUCUUUUUAUGCUGCUGCGAAAUUUUCAAGCCUGACAUUUGUUUUUGAAAGAAAUUUUUGUUCGUUGAUUUUUCUCAUAAGACGAAGGAAAAAAUACUCAUCAAAAUGUCUAAUAUGCUAUAAGGAUACCAUUAUUUAAUGAGAAAGAGUGAAUAUUUAAGGCAUAUUCAUUGAGAAAUGUAAAUAAAUGUGAAAAA
This is a messenger RNA of Lutzomyia longipalpis, 4045 nucleotides long. RefSeq lists its product as uncharacterized. The coding region runs from base 443 to 2674 and encodes 743 amino acids. The record is from RefSeq and is a predicted model, not a curated record. Gene Ontology annotation, molecular function: copper ion binding; oxidoreductase activity. Gene Ontology annotation, biological process: iron ion transport. The transcript is spliced from 9 exons. Gene Ontology annotation, cellular component: plasma membrane. NCBI's taxonomy places the organism in Eukaryota, Metazoa, Arthropoda, Insecta, Diptera, Psychodidae.